Chrysemys picta bellii (western painted turtle) is the source of this 7594-nucleotide messenger RNA. Lineage: Eukaryota; Metazoa; Chordata; Testudines; Emydidae. The record is from RefSeq and is a predicted model, not a curated record.
UGUCCGCAGUGGGUUUGGGGGUCUCCAGGUGGAGUUGGGCUGGAGGUUCCUGGCUUGGGGUGCAUUGGGGGUCCGAGGCGGAAUCAGGGUUAUUCCCGUGGCAGGGGUGCAUGGGAGCCCCGAUCGGGGUUCGGAGUGCCCCAGGCCAGGUUAGGGGUGUUCCGGGCAGAUUGGGGGGUCCCGGUCCGGACAUGCCUCGGUCGCGCGGGGCUCGGCUCCCCUGCCCGGCACCGGCCGGCGCCGCCUGCGUCUCGGCGUCCCCCUUGGCGGGGCCCCGUCCUGCGUGAGCGGCUCCAGUCCAGCCCGGUGGCCGGAGGCGUCUAGCGGGACCGAGUCGCUGCGGCCCAUGGGGGGCCGAGCCCCAGCGCCCGGCACGGGGAGCAGCCUGAGCCCGAGCGCGGGGAGCGCACGGGGCGCGCCAUGGAGCCCGAGCCAGUGGAGGACUGUGUGCAGAACACGCUGUCAGCCCUGUACCCGCCCUUUGCGGCCACAGCACCCACGCUGCUGGGGCAGGUGUUUGAGGUGGUGGAGCGGACGUACCGGGAGGAUGCCCUGCGCUACACCAUUGAGUUCCUUAUACCUGCCAAGCACAUCCUGGCACGCAUUCAACAGGAGGCCUGUGCCCAGUACAGCGGGUUUGUGUUCUGUCACGAGGGCUGGCCGCUCUGUCUGCACGAGAAGGUGGUGGUGCAGCUCAGCUCCCUGCCCUGGCAGCAGCUGUGUCCUGGUGACUUCUACCUGCAGGUGGCCCCCUACCUGUCCCGUGCCCCCCGCCUGGUGCUCAAGUGCCUGUCGCCGGACGGGCGCAGCGUGCAGGAGCUGCCAGUGCUGCCUGACGCCUACCCAUUCCUCUUCACUGCCGAGUGGCUGAACGGCAUCAACAAAGACCGGCGGGCCGGGCGGCUGGAGCGUUGCCUGCUGGCAGCUGAAGAGCGGGUUCUGCGCCUGCCCUGGACCGAACUCAUCUGCCCGCAGUUCGUGCACCAGGACAGCUUCAUGGUGGGGCAGCGUUGCCUGCCAGGCCCCAGCCCUGAGGUGCUGGGGGCUCGCAGCCCUGGAGACGGGCGCCACUCAGGCGGGGAGAGCCAGGAGGCGGAGGGUGGGAGCCUGGAGGGGGAGUAUGUGCAGCUCCUGGAAAUCAGCCCGCCCCGGCACGACGCCCCCCCAACCCCAGUGUCCCCCAGUUCCCAGAGCCACACCCUGCCCGCCCGCAAGGGCCAGGGCAAGGGCCGCAACCGGCGCCAUCGUGCCUGGCUGCACCACAAGCCCAGCCGGGAGGAGACUCUGCCCAGGAACCGGCCCCGCAGGACCUGGGAAGGGGGGUGGGCAGGGGCGGAUCCCGGCCAAGCAGGGCUCCUCCGGGGCUGGGACCUACAGAGGCCAUACGGAGAGACUGGAGGGCUGAGGGCCAGCCACGGGGAUGGGCAGGAUCGGGGGGGCCCCACACACAAAGUGGCAGCACAGAGUCGGGGCAAAGAGGGGCGGCUGCCUGGGGAGAGGCAGUGGGGAGGAGACACUGGGGAGAGGGCAGGAGAUCCCAGCCAGGGGGUUGAGCAGCAGGGUGGAGACCCUCCGGAGGGGCAGCGGGGAGGGGAUCCCAGCCUCGGGGAGAUGCAGCGGGGCAGGGACCCUGAGGAGAAACAGCAGGAUGGGGUCCCUGGGGAGAGGCAGCAAGGAGGGGAUUGCAGCCUCAGGGAGGUACAGCGGAGCGGGGACCCUGAGGAGAAGCAGUGGGAUGGGGUCCCUGGGGAGAGGCAGCAAGGAGGGGAUUGCAGCCUUGGGGAGGUACAGCGGAGUGGGGACCCUGGCCCCCCAGCCAUCUCUCCCCAGCCCAGCACUGUGGCUGAGGUGCAGGGGCUCAGUGAGGGAGGGGGGCAGGCGGCCUGGCCAGCUGCAUGGCCUAGCCCUGGGCAGCGGGAACAGAGCCAGGGCCUUCCAAGGCCGAGCAGCCCCCGGCAUGAGGCUCCCAGCCCUGACCUGAGGCCAGCCAGAGCAGAGCCACCAGGAGCCAGGACUAGCCCCCAGCAAGGGGCCGUUGGGAACUCUGCUCCAGGGCUGCCACACCGGGCUGCCAAGGGCAACCGCAGGAGGAGAAAGUGGGGAGGGAGAGGCUGCCCCACCAGUGUGGAUUCGAAGGAGCCUGGGUCUCCUGGGGCAGGGGUGGGGAACACCCCGGCUGGCACCAAAGAGGGGGGUAUCCCUGCUGGCAACGGACUCCCUGUUGUCCCCACCCCAGGAGAGGGGGACAUCCCUCCGAGCACCAAAAAGGAGGGCAGCCCUUCUGGCACCAGACUGCCCAUUACCUCCACUCCAGGAGAGGGGGGUGUCCUCCCCAGCACCAAAGAAGGGGGCAGCCCCUCUGGCGCCAAACAGCCUGUUGCCACCACCCCAGGAGAAGGGGGUGUUCUCCCCAACAGCACAGAGGGGGGCAACGCCUCUGGCACCAGACUCCCCAUUACCCCCACCCCAGGAGAGGGGGGCACCCCCCCCAGCAGCACAGAGGGGGGCAAAGCUUCUGGCACCAGACUCCCCAUUGCCCCCAUCCCAGGAGAGAGGGGCAUCCCCCCCAGCAGCAUGGAGCCGGACAGCCCCUCUGUCACCAGACUCUCGGUUGCCCCCACCCCAGGAGAGGAGGCCAUCCCCCCAAGCCAAGAGGAAGAGACUUGUGCUGACUGCCUCGGGCAGGGGGCCCUCACAGCCGCCCCGGCAGAGGCUGCAGUCCCCACCGGCGCAGAGGAAGAGGCUGCCCCCGGAUCGCUGGAGAGGACGGAGGCUGUUGGUGCUGGUGCAGCCCCCUUUGUGGAGAGUGUUUUGCCCCUCACGGGGGGUGCAGGAACCUGCUGCCCCGUGGAAUCCCUGCCCUCCACCUCAGCCCCUGUGGGGCAAGAUGUAGACUGGGAGCUUUUGCGCUCAGGCAUCUUUCAACUGACAGGCGGAGUAGACCGGAUGGGAAGGGCCUUACUGACUGUCACUCCCCAGCCCCCAGGGGAGCCGGCUGCAGCCCAGGGGGAACUGAGCCAGGCCCUGCGGUACCUGCAUUCGCUGCUCAGGAAGGAGCAGCAGGAGCUGGGGCUGACUGUGCUGCUGGAUCUGCGGCAAGGGGGGGCUCUGUCCCCCCACGCCCCUGCACUGCUGCCAGCCCUGCAGGAGCUGCAGGAGGCUUCACCAGCUCCUGUGAGCCGCCUGCUGGUGCUGGCCCCACUGGAGGGCCGCGAGGAGCUGCCCCUUACUCAGGAGGCACUCGUGCUCUCCCCAGGCGACCUGCCUCAGUUCGUGGAUCCAGAGCAGCUGCAGCCGACUCUGGGCGGGACCCUGCAGCACUCACAGACCCAGUGGGUGGAGAUGUGCCAGGCGCUGGAGCGGCUCUGCGGGCUCUGCCAGGGUGUGAUCCAAUCGGUGCAAGUGGCCAGUGCCGAGUUGGAGGCAUCAGAAUUGGCCGAGAGUGACGAGGUGCUCUCUGUGCGGAUCUCCAGGCACAAGGAUGCCAUGCAGAAGCUGCUGUCAGACCCACGGCUGCUGGAGUUGCAGAGCAGCGGGGGGUCCCUGCUGGCUCAACUGCCCCCACCAGGGAGCUGCAGUGCCCAGGCCGCGAGGGCUGCCAGCUUGUAUCAGGAGGUGGACGAUGCCAUUCAUAGGCUGGUGCAGCUCAGCAAUCGGCGCCUGGGGCAGCUGGAGCAGGAGAGGGGCCGCCGGCAGAUGACACAGGCGGUGGGCUGGCUGGCUGACCAUGGGGAGCAGGUGCUGGCAGGAUUCACCCCCAUGGAGGUGGGGGAUUCAGUGUUGGCCGUGGAGGAGACGCUGGCGAAGUUUGAGGCUUUUCACACCCUCGCCAAGGAAUGGCUGGCCCGGGGGCAUGAGGCUCUGCGUCUGGUUGGUGACGGGGACCUGGCAGCUGAGAGGCAGCAGCUGGAGAGCUUCGAGCGCCGGCUGGAGAGCUGUGCGCACACCAUGCACAAUGCCCUGCGGCUGCACCGCUUCCUGCAGCAGGCUCAGGACUGGGCCCUGGAGGGUGUCCGGCGCCUGUCGGCCAUUGAGGACGGCACAGGGCCGGAGGUGGUGCUGGGGACGCUGGGCUGGUACUGCCAGCAGCAUGGCGAGAUCUCGGACAGCGCCUUCCAGGAGAUGCGUGGGCUGGCGGUGCAGAGUCCCUGGGCGCUGCGGGAGUUGGGGCGCUGUCGGGUCCGCUGCCAGGAGCUGGGGCGCCUCCUGCAGCGGCGGCUGGAGGUGGCAUUGCAGGCUGGACUCCCGCCCCGCCGCCGGGCUGACAGCACCAGCGCCUCCUGCUCACCGCAGCGCCCAGUGAGGGGCCUGGGCACUGGCCUGGGCUCCUCCCGCAGCAUGAGCUGCCUGCUGCCACCGCCCGGCAGCCUCUCCCCUGGCCUGUGUGAGGUUCCCUCUUGCCACUCACUAGCGUCCCCCAGGGGCCCCAUGGAGAAUAGCGAUGAAGAACGGAGCCCCCCUCCCACCAGCACCCCCACCUCUGCCUUCUUCCAGGCACCCACGCUGCCUCUGGACACACUGCCCCCCUGCCAGCAUCCUGCAAAGGGUCCCCCCAGCACGCAGAGGGCACUGAGCGAGCCCGGCCCUCCCCGUCCCAGCGUCCUCAUUCGCGGGCUGGAAGUGAGCAGCCAGGAGGUAGUGGACAGGACCUGCUCGCCCCGGGAGCACGUGAUGCUGGUUCGCAGCAGCGCCCAGAGAGCCGAGGCGCCGUGGGGGGGCACGCCCAGCACUGAGCGGAAACGCCGCCUGGGCGCCCAGCAGCGGCUGGUGGCAGAGCUGAUCGCCUCCGAGCAGAAGUAUCUGGGCUGCCUGGCUGAGUUGCUGCCCCUGGAGUCGGGGUGCCAGGAGCUACCCCCCGAGCUGAAACGCGAGUGCAGUGCCUUGGAGGGCACCCGCGACCGGCUGCUGGGCUUCCACCGCACCUACUUCCUGAAGGAGCUGCAGGGCUGCGCCAGCCACCCCCUCCGUGCAGGGGGCUGCUUCCUGCGAUAUGCGGACCAGUUCAGUCUCUAUGCCCUCUACGUGAAGAACCGGCAGAAGCUCGAUGCAGCACUGGCCUCUCAGCAAGCUGCCAACAAGACAGCACACAGCAGCCUAGAAGGUCCCUGGGAGGAUACGGCGCUGGCAAGUGCCCUGCAGAGGCCCCUGGAGCAGCUGGAGCACUAUGGGCGCUUUCUGGAGGAGCUGCUGCAGGAGACGGACCUGGAGCAGGCGCCAGAGCGUGAGGCCUUGCGGGCAGCGCAGCAGCUGCUGGAGUCCCAGGUGCAGCACGGCAGGAACCUCCUGGCCAUGGAGCAGAUCCGGGGCUGUGAGCUGGAGCUGAAGGAGCAGGGGCAGCUGCUGCACCGGGACGAGUUCACCGUGCUGCGUGGGCGCCGCAAGUGCCAUCGACAUGUCUUCCUCUUCGAGCAGCUGCUGCUCUUCAGCAAGCGCAAGGGCACCGAGGGCGGCUUGGACGUCUACGUCUACAAGCAGGCCUACAAGACAGCAGAUAUGGGGCUGACGGAGAACAUCGGGGAGAGCGGGCUGCGAUUCGAGCUCUGGUUCCGGCGUCGCAAGCUGCGUGAGGCCUACACACUGCAGGCCUCCUCACCCGAGGUGAAGCACAAAUGGACCAGUGCCGUGGCCCAGCUGCUGUGGAGGCAGGCCACGCUCAGCAAGGAACUGCGCACGCAGGAGAUGGUCUCCAUGGGCAUCAGGGACAAGCCCUUUGUCAGCAUCCAGGGCCCUAGCCAGGCCCUGCUGAGCAGCCUGCUCACAGGCAGAGCCGCCCGCACCCGUGCCUCGGUGGCUCUCUCUUCCUUCAGCCCCUGGGCUGGGGCCCCAUGCUCCCCACCGGCUGCCACGUCAUCCCCCCGCCCCGGCCCUGCCCCCCUGGGCCUGUUCUGCGAUGCCAGCCCUGUGCCCCCUGCGGCAGGGCGCUCCCCCAGGGCCUGCUCGCUGCCAGGGCACCUGGAGGAGGAGGAGUGGGAGCUGGACAUCAAGCACAUCCCCCGUGCGUCCGAGACAGCCGCUGGCUCAGGAGCUACUCUGGCUCUGGGGGAGCCGUCCCCCAGGGGGGCAGAGUCGCCAGGGGGCUCUGCCCCAGUGCAGCGCCGGCCGAGAGACGGCCACGCCCCCCCCAACCUGGCGACCCCGCUCUGACCCUGGCACCGAGGUACAGCGGCUGGGACACCCCCCAGAGCUGGGUCUGGAGCCUGCACAGGAAGCUGUUUGCCUCACGUGGUCGCGUGGGGCAGGAUCGGAGCCCUGGGGCCGCCAGGAAUAGGACAGUCUGAGUCCCUGGCAGACCCCUGGCACCACACCCCACAGGCUUUCCCCCAUGGAUCCUCCCCUCCCAACCCAGUGCAUGGAGCCACCAGACAACCCACAGCCACUGCCCCAUGGGUCCUCCCCUCACCCUUCAUGGGACUACUAGGACCCUGUAGCUACCAUGUGGGCUGGGGGAUGGGUAUCAGUGGAGGGCGCAGCGCCCCAUGGCCUGGGAGGGGAAAGACAGUGAUGGUGUGGGCAGGAAACCCAUCUGGCCUGGGCGUCAGAGCAGCGGGGCUGGCAUGGGGCUAGAGGGGCAGUGAGAGCUGCACCCUGAGUCCGGCAAGGGACUGAAUAGCAUGAGGACCCCCCCCAUGGACCCUGAGUGUGCCCACCUCUGGCCCCUCACAUUCACCCAGCCCUACACGCACAUGCAGAGCAAAGCCCCCAUGAGGAUUGCCAUUCACGUGCAUACUGAUCCCUGUCUCACCCAGCCAUGCCUCCAUGUGCCCAUGCCCACACUGAUCCCUGUCUCACCCAGUGGUGACUCCACGUGCCACAACCCUUCAUGUGCACACGCCCACGCACACACUGAUCCCUGUCUCACCCAGCCAUGCCUCCACGUGCACACGCCCACGCACACACUGAUUCCUGCCUCACCCAGCCAUGCUGCCAUAUGCAAUGGUCCCUUCACGUGCUCAUGCCCACACUGAUCCCUGUCACACCCAGCGGUGACUCCACGUGCAACGACCCCUUCAUGUGCACACACCCACGCACACACUGAUCCCCGUCUCACCCAGCCGUGCCUUCACAUGCACACGCCCACGCUCACACUGAUCCCUGUCUCAUCCAGCCAUGCCUCCAUGUGCCACAACCCCUUCAUGUGCCCACGCACACACUGAUCCCUGUCUCACCCAGCCGUGCCUCCACGUGCAACAACCCCUUCACAUGCACACGCACACACUGAUCCCUGUCUCACCCAGCCGUGCCUCCAUGUGCCACAGCCCUUCACGUGCACACGCCCGCGCACACACUGAUCCCUGCCUCACCCAGCCAUGCUGCCAUAUGCAAUGGUCCCUUCACGUGCUCAUGCCCACACUGAUCCCUGUCACACCCAGCGGUGACUCCACGUGCAACGACCCCUUCAUGUGCACACACCCACGCACACACUGAUCCCCGUCUCACCCAGCCGUGCCUUCACAUGCACACGCCCACGCUCACACUGAUCCCUGUCUCAUCCAGCCAUGCCUCCAUGUGCCACAACCCCUUCAUGUGCCCACGCACACACUGAUCCCUGUCUCACCCAGCCGUGCCUCCACGUGCAACGACCCCUUCACAUGCA